Molecule: messenger RNA, 1535 nt
Organism: Lepisosteus oculatus (spotted gar)
Lineage: Eukaryota; Metazoa; Chordata; Actinopteri; Semionotiformes; Lepisosteidae
Product: leucine-rich repeat-containing G-protein coupled receptor 5
Cellular component (GO): extracellular matrix
Molecular function (GO): protein binding
Source: RefSeq, a predicted model, not a curated record
AAAAGCUCUCCUCUUUCCAUCACACACACAUGUCUGUGUUGAAAGAUAGUGCUGGAGAAACUAUUGCUUUUCCCCAAAUUUACAGGUUACAACAAAGGAAAGAUGAGGGCCUUUUACAUUUGGUUUCUCUUCCAUCUUUGGUUUGGAAGUUCAACUUUUGUGCCACAGUGUGAGAAGGGAUGUGAUUGUCAAGAAGUCUUGAAAUGUGUUAACUGCUCAAAAGCAGCUUUCACCUAUAUACCUGGCAACCUCUCCUCAGACACAGAACACUUUGAUUUAUCCUGGAACAAUCUGACAGUCAUUCCUGUGGGAGCUUUGAGUUUCUUGUGGAGGUUAAAGGUGCUGCUAAUUAAUGACAACGACAUCAGGGUCAUAGAAGAUGGUGCCUUCUCGUGCCUUGAGAAUCUCCGGAGACUGGAUCUGAGCCGCAACAAGAUCUCCUCUCUUGGCAACGGAUUUUCCAUUGGGUUGCAGUCCCUUGGAGAGCUACUUCUGUCAGAGAAUCAGCUGAGGGCUCUGAACAGCGAGAGCUUCCAGCACCUGGACAACUUGCAGAAACUCAACUUGAGCUGCAACAACAUCAGUUACAUCGAGAUCAGAGCCUUCAGGCACAUGACCUAUCUCAGGCAACUGCACCUGAAUGAGAAUAGGCUGGCAACCCUAAAUAAUAAUAUUUUCUCUAUGUUGAAGUCACUGGAGGUUCUUAACCUUGAAGGAAACCAGAUCAAUAAUACGGAUCUUGAUGUUUUCAUGCCCUUGAGUAGCUUAACAUUGCUGAACUUGGUUCAAAAUCAACUACAGAGCAUCAAAUUUAAGACUUUUGUAAGCAUUCACAAUUAUGAAACCCAUAUCUUGCUAGCUGGAAACCACUGGCACUGUGACUGUGACCUCCAGCGGGUCUUUCGGAAACUUCAGAACACACAAAGACUGAUCUUGGAUGACUAUGAAUACCUGACCUGUAAAGAGCCACAUGAACUUGAAGGCCACAAGAUUGUAGAUGUGGAAAAUGAGCUCUGUUUUGGGGAGACAGUGACAGUCUUGAUCAUCACCUUCACAGUUAUUGUCACUGUGGUGGCAGCCAUUGUCAUGGCCGAGAGAAACAGGAAAAAACGGACUGGCAAGCACUGGAGUGAGGAGAGUGAUAUGACCUAUGACUCCCAGGACUAGCUGGUUCUCACCUUACAGUGCCAUGGCCUCUCCACAGAAAUACCAUACAGUGUUCAUAGUUUGAAUGAUUUGUCAAGACAAUUUUUAAUGCAUUUUUUUUCAAAAUAUUUGAAGAUGAGGGGAAACUUAUAACCCUUUAGAAUGCAGUUUAUCAUCUUGAUCAGCAAACACCAAAAACAUUUAAAAUUAAUACUGCAUUACUUAGCAUACUUCUGCUCUAAAGUUCUUCAGACAUAUUAUUUUUAUUUUUUCAGUUAUAGUUAUAAAGCAAUGCUUAGUUUUCAAUGAACUGGUAUAGAUGUUAAAAGUUUACCCAUAGGACAAAUGCUAAUGUUAACUCAAUUAACUCAAUUUUGCAGAUGUUCCAU